Panicum virgatum (switchgrass) is the source of this 1010-nucleotide messenger RNA. Its product is annotated as rapid alkalinization factor-like. NCBI's taxonomy places the organism in Eukaryota, Viridiplantae, Streptophyta, Magnoliopsida, Poales, Poaceae. The transcript has a single exon. The record is from RefSeq and is a predicted model, not a curated record. The coding region runs from base 349 to 822 and encodes 157 amino acids.
CAGCCUCGAUGCCCGUCGGCCGUCGCGUUUCGUUGCUCCUCUGCCGCAUAUCAGAAGAAGGUUUACAUGGCAUUUUUUUUUCUUCUGCAAUUUUCUGCCCUAACGGUGCUGCAGGAGCAAGGUCAACGUAAUUGCAUCGCCACAUACCAGUAAUCUCCUACUGACCCACGUGCAGGUGCAGUCUUGCAGCACUCCCUCCGGUUUAAAGCCUUCUCCCUCUCUUCUCGUUCCCUCCACCGCCCAAGCCACGCUCACCUGCCUCGCGCGCCACCAGCUGCACCGAGCACCACCGGCUCGCCGCAGCGCGCGCCGUCUCGAAGGACAGGCGCAGCCAACCGGCGCCCACACAUGGCCUCGUCGCGGCACGCUCUACCGACGCUGCUCCUCUUCCUCCUCCUCGCGGCCGUGGCGGCGCUCGUCGUGGGGUCCGCGGCGGCGGGGGAGCUCACGCUCACCACGGCCCUCCACGCGCGCAUGGCGGCGGAGUGGGCGUGGUCGGCGGCGGGGGCGUCCGGCGACGACUCGUGCUGGGGCUCCCCGGACGAGUGCCCCGUCGUGUACGACCUGGACGCCGAGGGCGGCGCCGGCGCCAGCGGCGGCGCCGCGGCGAGGGCCCGGAUGCGGCUGCAGGAGGCGGCGUACUACGACGUGGACACCGCGGCGAGCCUGCUGCCGACGGCGCAGUUCAUCAGCUACGCCGCGCUGAUGCGGGACUCGGUGCCGUGCUCCAUCCCCGGCGCGUCCUACUACAACUGCCAGCCGGGCGCCGAGGCCAACCCAUACACGCGCGGCUGCUCCGAGAUUGCCCAGUGCCGCGGCUAGCUCCUCCGCCUCGCCGUCUUCUGCUGCCGUGGUCGUCGCUCUCCUUCUCUCCGGCCAUCUGCUUGAUGGCCUCAUUGUCUCCAGGGGAAGAAACUGGGAGAGAUUUAUUGUACCCCCUGCUGAUACGCUUAUUGUUACGCGGAUGGAAGAAACUGAUUAAAUGAGAUAGAUUGGAAGCUUCCCCCCCC